This is a messenger RNA of Plasmodium berghei ANKA, 3201 nucleotides long. RefSeq names its product DEAD box helicase, putative. NCBI's taxonomy places the organism in Eukaryota, Apicomplexa, Aconoidasida, Haemosporida, Plasmodiidae. The transcript is spliced from 8 exons. The record is from RefSeq and is a predicted model, not a curated record. Gene Ontology annotation, cellular component: nucleus. Gene Ontology annotation, molecular function: hydrolase activity, acting on acid anhydrides, in phosphorus-containing anhydrides; ATP binding; DNA helicase activity. Gene Ontology annotation, biological process: nucleobase-containing compound metabolic process; establishment of sister chromatid cohesion. Bases 1 to 3201 code for a protein of 1066 amino acids.
AUGAAAAUGAUCAGCACAUUUGAAGAUGAAAUUAAAAUGAUAUUUCCCUUUGCUCCGUACGAAGCCCAAUUAGAAUUCAUGAAAAUAAUGUAUGAAAUUCUAAAAGGAUCAAAUAUAAAAGUUGAUGAAAAAAUAAAACUAGUUUUUGAUAUUAUAAAAAAAAAUGAAAAUAUGCUAAAAAAUUUGAAGGGAACGAAUAAAACCAUAUUAAAUACAUUUAAUGAUAAUUCUGAAAUUAAAACAGAAGAAUUAUAUUAUAUUAAAAAAGGCAUAUAUACUGAGCAGCACAUUAUUAGUGAAAUGAAAACAGGGUCAGGGAAAUCACUAACCUUAUUAGCUUCAAUUAUUUAUUUUCUAUUGAAACAUCGAUUUGAUCUAUUUUUAAUAAAAGAAAAUGUAGAGCUUAAAAGGGAAGAACCGGAGUGGGUACGAGAAAAUAUUAUAAACAAUAUUAUACAAAAAUAUCAAAACAAUAUAAACAUGGAAAAAACAAAAAAUGAAAAUAAUUUAAAAAUUUUAAAUAAAUAUUUCACCUUUACUAAUAAUAAAAUACAGUUUAAUGAAAAUGUUUUGUUACAAAAAAAACAAAAAAAAAACGACUUAUCAUUACAAAAAGGGAAAGAUAAUGAUGAUAUAUUGUUCACAUGGAACGAUGAUGAUAUGGAAAACGAUUUUUUUCUUGAUGAAACUCCCAAAAAACAGAUUUUCAUAUGCAGCCGAACGCAAUCACAAUUAAAUCAGUAUUUUUCAGAAUUAAAAAAGAUCGAAAAAAAAUUAAGCAAAGAAAAUUUACCGAUAAAUAUGAUUAUUAUUGGAAGUAGAAAACAUCUAUGUAUUAAUGAGAAAAUUAUGAAAAAAUGCCCAAAUAUAAACGAACUAAACGAGGCAUGCCGAAGUAGCAAAUGCAAAUAUAAAGAAGGGUUUACUGAAAUUAUUUUAGAAAAAAAAAAAAAAAAAAAAAAAAUUUUUUAUGAAUCAUCUAGUGAUAGUAACAGUAGUAAAGAAGAAACUGAUGAAAUAAAUAAUUACAUUUUAAUUAAAAAAUUAAUAAAUACAAAAAAUAUAGAUAUGAAUCAAAUUAAAGAAAUAUGUAGACAUGAUAAAAUUGAAAUAUGCCCGUAUUAUAUGUGUAAAGAAAAUAUAAAAAAUGCAGAUAUAAUUUUGUUGCCUUAUAUUUGUAUAUUAAAUGAACAAAUUAGAAAUAAUUUAAAAAUAAAUAUAAAAAAUAACAUCAUAAUUUUUGACGAAUCUCAAAAUAUUAUAGAAAAUAUAAAUAAUGCAAAUUCGAUAGGAAUUAGUAAAAGUCAAAUUAUUUUUACAAAAUUAACCUUAAAAAAAUAUAUUCAAAAAUAUGAAAAUACUUUAAAUAAUAAUAAUGUUGUUAUGAUUAAACAAAUUAUUAUUUAUUGUGAUUUAUUAUUAAAAUAUUUUACAUCUAUAAAUGAAUCCGUUUCGAAUAUAACUAGAUUCAUGCUUGUUUCAAAAUUAGAUGCAUUAAAUUUAAAUAAUAUCUCGGCCUUUUUAAACAAUUCACUUUUUUGUAGAAAAUUAAAAAUUUUUGCAGAAAUUAACAUAAAUGAAUAUUUUAAAAAAAAUAAUAAAGAAAUAUCAUCUAUUAUAUCAACACAUGUAAACACAUCUUCUAUUUAUUUAUUGUGUGAAUUUACAAAUAAGUUAAUUCGAUCGAACAAAUAUGAUUAUAUAUAUAUAAAUAAAAAUGAUGAUAAUGGAAUAUAUAAUAAUUCCGAUUUGGAAAAUGAUAAUCGAUAUAAUAACAAAAUUGAAACAUUAAAUGAAAUAAAAAAUACAAACAAUAAUAAUAACACAGAAACUUCUAAUUCUAUUUAUCCAAACAAACGACCUGGAUAUAGUACAAAUAAUAAUGUAGAAGCAGAAAAAAAAAGGAAAAUACAAGAAAAUAAUAUAAAUAACAAAGAUGAAAUAAAAACACAAAAUCAUAACAACGAUCACCAUUUUACUGAUUUAUCAGAGUAUCUCAAAUAUAUUUUAGAAAAUAAUAAGGAUAUAAUAUUAAAAGAAAAAAUAGAAAUUAUAAGUGUUAGUUCAUGUAAUAAUUUUCAAAAUAUAACAAAAAAUUGUAACAAUAUUAUAUUGAUUGGAGGGACAUUACAACCAAUAGAAGAAUUCUUAUUAUUAUUUUUAAAUGAAAAAAAAAAUAAAAUAAAAUUAUAUUUUUCAGAUUAUAUAUUUAAAAAAUCAAAUAUCUUUGUAAGAAUAAUGCCUACUAAUAUAUUAACAUUUAAUAGUAUUGACAAUACAUAUAAAAGCAGAUUUGAUAAAUCACAUCUUUUAAAUAUAGCAUUACAAAUAUAUAUAUUAACAUUAUAUGUAAAUUAUGGAAAUAUUGUCUUUUUUUCAUCUUAUACUUUUUUAAAUGAAUUUAUGAAUUUUUUGUAUAAUGAAGGAAAAUAUGUUUUAGAAAAAAUGAAAGAAAAAAAAAAUUUAUUUUUCGAAAAAAAAAAUGAUAAUAAUGUCUUAAAAAAUUAUAUGAUCAAUAUUGUUAAUAUAAAAAAACAAGAUCAUCAAAUGAGAAUUAAAAAUGGAUGUAUAUUAUUUUGUGUUAUGAAUGCAAAACUAAGUGAAGGAAUAAAUUUUUAUGACGAUUUUUGUCGAAAUAUUUUAAUUAUUGGUAUUCCUUUCUUUAAACAUGAAAAAAAUAACACUACAACCCCUAUUGUCAACAAAAAUAAAUUAGUCCUAAAUUAUUAUAAAGAAUAUUCAAGGGAUACAUCAAAAAAAAACGAUCCUAAUACAUAUGAGAUUUCAAAUUCCAUCCGAAUUUUGUCAGAUUGGCAAAUAAACCAAAUGUGCAAAACAUACGAAUUAAAAUAUGCCAUGAAAAUAGUCAAUCAGUGUAUAGGACGAAGUUUGAGACAUAUCAACGAUUUUUCAUCUUUUUUUUUCAUCGAUCAAAGAUUUAACAAUCCAGAUAUAUAUGAUUGUUUUCCAACAUUUGUAAAAACACAUUUAAAUGAUAUAAAAAACUUAGAAUAUACUAAUAAUGAAAAUUUUCACAAAGAAAAACAGAAUUUUCAUGAAAUAUAUGAUGAUAUCAAAAAUCACUAUAAACAUAUUAUAACAAAUCAGGACCCAGUAAAAGAUUCUCAAAAUUAUUUAAAAAAAUUUGUAACUGAUUUGAUACAUUUAAAAGAAUUUCAUAAAAAAAUGAAUUAUUUAUGA